This is a messenger RNA of Austrofundulus limnaeus, 16377 nucleotides long. It is a transcript of the gene rnf213a, whose product is annotated as ring finger protein 213a. NCBI's taxonomy places the organism in Eukaryota, Metazoa, Chordata, Actinopteri, Cyprinodontiformes, Rivulidae. The record is from RefSeq and is a predicted model, not a curated record. Gene Ontology annotation, cellular component: nucleolus; cytosol; membrane. Gene Ontology annotation, biological process: sprouting angiogenesis; ubiquitin-dependent protein catabolic process; negative regulation of non-canonical Wnt signaling pathway. Gene Ontology annotation, molecular function: ATP hydrolysis activity; metal ion binding; ubiquitin-protein transferase activity.
AUCUCUGUGCAGCCUGAAGAUGAAGUGCCCGCGUUGUAGCCAUGAUAUUGCGGAGAAAGGAGCCAAGUUUUGCAGCCAAUGUGGCUUCAGACUUUCUGCCCCACCUGCAAACACUCAGGAUGCAGACAAUCAGCCUAAAGCUUUGGUAGCAGAGUCAGAAAGCAAAACCGAUGAAUCGAAGCUUCAGAAAAAUGUCCAACUUUCGGAGAACGAGACAUGUAAAUCUCCCAAACGACCAAAUGAUGAACAACCCAACCCAAAGAAAAAGAAAAAAAAGAGGAAGAAAAACAAAAAGAAAAAAGAAGGCCACAAAUCGUCAGAUCAAGAUCAAAGCCAGUCUGACCAGUCUCUUGUCUCUUUGGAAGACAAGGGGAAGAGGACAAAUGCCGAUGGAGACCACACUGACAGUGAAAGUUCUGAUGACAUCAUGGAAGACGCACCAGACUCACUCCAGGAUGAUUUCCACUCACUUGAAUCACAACAUAGUUCACUGACUGACACAAUGGCCUCCUCUGAAAACACUCAGGUCACACAGGGUAACAAAACUGCAUCCACAGAUGAUGCCACAGCAUCAGGGCGGUCUGAGGAAACCACAGUUAAUGCUAAAGAGGGAGAGAGUGAUGCACAGGGGUCAGAUCAGGAUCAAACACUGAACACAGGAACAGCUGACCCUCCAGCUCAGCCUCCCACCUCAAAGACCAAGAAGACCAAGAUGACCUCUCAGUCAGGUUCAGCUGAGCAGACGAAACCGACUGAUGUGAAAGAGCAAACGUCUGGCAAAAAAGACCAAAAGAACAAAAAAGAAUCUGCUAAUACUGCACAGUCUAAACUGAAUCAGACUGCUAAUUUAGCUCCAAAAGCAAAACAGACUGAAGAAACAAAACAGAAUGAAAAAAAUCAGGAUAAUCAGAAACGGAAGGAAAACAAGAACAAUCAAAAACAGCAGGAAGUGAAAUCUCCAGGUGAUCAAAAACAGAAGGAAGUGAAAUCUCCAGGUGAUCAGAAACAGAAACAUCAACAGGACCAGAAACAGAAGAGUUCAACACCAGCAAAGGCAGACAACUCAGGCUCCAGUGUGGACCCUGUGGAGAACAUGGAGGUUGAAGAAUCUGGGGACAAGCAGAACAAAACUUCCACUGGUAACAAAGAAAGUGUCGAGGCCAGUGAAGAUACUUCAAACUCCCAAACAGUAUCACCACCUAAAAGGCCGACCCAGAACAAGAAUAUUGCUGCACAUAACAGACUCACAAUUUACUUCCACGCAGUUCUUUCAAAGGAUUUUAAAUUUGAUCCUGAUCAAGAUAACAUCUUCAUCAGAGCCGGGGCCCCUCUUGGUGACUGGAAGGAAAAUUUAGCUGAGUUGGCUGUGACAAGGGAUCUUGGUGAACAUGGGUUUCUGGUCGAAGGCGUUUUGACAACAUUAAAAAGUGAAGCUGUCUCUACUUCGAUACCAUACAAAUAUGUUGUUUAUAAGUGCAAAAAGAAGGCAUAUGAGUAUGAGUAUAUUUACAAACAGGAUUCUGCACGUCCUACCAACAGGUGUUUGUUUGUGAAACCCCACCUCAUCACUGAUGAUGGGGACUGGCAUCAAUAUGAUGACAUCAUCUGUGCCGAACCAUCAAAAAAUGUCAUCAAACGCUUGAAGGAUACCUUCUGGCCUGAGCAACGUAAAAACCUGAUUAAAGGCAGAGAAAUAGCAGGAUAUAUAAUGUUGGACAACAUUUUUGACCUUCUCAAAAGCUGGAGUGAUGCCAAUCUGAAAAGCUUUCAAAUCCAGCUGAAUCAGUUCUUUCAGGUCUAUGGGAACCCUUUUGUGUUUGAAGAGAAAGAGAAGAAAUGGUACUCCUUGCAGUUUGAGGAAGAUGAUGUGAGGAAGAUGCUGAAAGAGUUCAUGCUGACAAAACUGAUUCCUCAGCUGAGAGAUGGCGAAACACACAAUCUGUAUGUUCAGGACCCAUUGAGAGCAGCUGUGAUCAUGCUUCAUGUGUGGAAACAAUUUAAGAUCAGGCUUGAAAAUUCUGAGCUCAGUCGCCUCUGUAAAGAGCUGUGUUUACCCAAACUAGAGAAUGAUAGUUUUCUUCAGUACUGGAUGAAGUUUUCUCAGGAUGUCUCAGCGUUCCAAAAACUUCUAGAAACAUUGGUACAUCUGAUAAAAGAUGUAAAAAAAGCAGGGAUGCCUCGAUGGAUUAUGGUACUGCCUCUCCUCCACCUCCUCAAAGGCUCAGUCAAACCUUUUGAAGUAAAAACCUCAGGAAACAUGAAGUUAAAUCCUUCCUGGGCUGGUUUGGAAGGUCUUAACAUUGAUGACAUAUACAUUAACAGCCAAGAAAGAAAAGCCCUUUUAAAUGUGAUAAAAACCAACAGUCACUUGAUGAAGGUGGAUGCACUUUCAGUUCGAUCCUGCUUGUACCUGAUGCCACUUGAUGAACUGAUGGAGUGUAGCAUCAGCAUAAACCCAGAACUUUUGGAUGUGUUGUUUGUUUUCUAUAAUAAAGUCCCUCAGGAUAUUACCAGCAGCAAUGCUCAGUCAGUAACUGAAAUUCUGAGCCACAUCCAAGAGCAACUCGUUCAGAAAAAAUACAGUUACUUCACUGAAGCCUACGGGAAUGAGUGUCUGGCAACAGCAGUGAGACUGUUAGAGAAGGUCUGCAAAGGUGUCAAGCCUGCAUCAUACACCCAGAACUUUCCUGAUGUUUCAAUAGCAUGCAUGAAUCUGGUUGCAUCAGUGUCAGACUAUUUUCAGCAUGAGAAGGAACGGGAGGGCCAACAAGCAGACAGAAAGCAGGGAUUUGCAAAAGAUGUAUGGCUCUCACAGGGGAUGGAGACAAUGAGAGACUGGAUGACUCAGUCUUUCAAACAGGGCUUGCUCAGUGGAGGUCUGUCUUCCUGGUAUUCAACUAAAACAAAAGAAAUAGAAGUAUGGAACAAACUAAUCUCCAUUGACUUCAAAGAUGAAGAAUUCACAAAACAAUGGAGGCAAACAUUCACUAUGGACUUUGAGGGAAAGUACAAACAGGAAUCGGAUCUGAAUCAAAUUGAAUUCUACUGCACAAACAUAGAGGAACUUAGCAUUUCCCAUCCACAUGUUGCUGCCAGCAUUGAAAAGUGUGCUCUUGAAGCUGUUACUUCUUUGUGUCAGUCCAGGUCUGAAGGCAAACUGUUUGAGAGGUUAAAGAUCAACUGGAAGUUUGGGAAUCUCAUCUCUGCCAUCAUUCAAAAAUCUUGGCCAAAGGACACUUAUGGAAAUUAUCAAGAAGAUGAAGAAGUGGUCCUUCAACACCUCCUCUCCUGGACUGCUGCCAAGGAUAUUUUCCAGCUACAUGGUGCAGACAAAAAGCUGAUUGAGCAACUUUCUCCGGAGGCCAGGGACAGACUUGCUAUAGCCAUAUCAUUAUUCACAGCCAUAAACAAUCAGCUGAUCCAGGGACACAUUAAAAUUAAUCUGCUCAACAACAUUUUGGAGAGGAAAGCUGCCUUCUUAGAGCUGCUGAAGAUUGACUGCCUGUCUGAGAAAGAACAAUACAAGGAUAAAGACAAAAUGAAGACACUCUUGCAGCACAGACAACAAGAAUUGAAAGAUGUGUACAUUGAAAAGGAGCUUGUGGAAGCUCUCUUAACAAUGUGUCAUAAACUUGAGGAACACAUGACCGUUGAUGUUGCUGACUUGGAGAUGAAAACAAAAGUCAACAUUGAAAUGAUGCCUUUGGACCAUUUUAUGGAAGUGAGUCAGUUUGGCCAAAUUGCCAUUGACCAAGUGGCUGGUAUUGUAACCUUUUUCAACCUGGAUGAAGAGGUCAGAAACAUGGCAGUAGAUCUGUUUGACUUCAAAGACAGUCGUGUUUUCAAAAUGUGUUGGGAGAAACAUGCCAAAAGCCUGGCCGAGGAACAAAGGGAAGAUGACGAAGAUCAAAUCGUUGACAUAGAGGCAACGACAGACAUGAUAUACAGUGACAUUUACAUGCCUUGUCGUCAUGAAUACAAAGACCUCUAUACUCGUCUGAAGAAUGGCAGUAUAAGGAUUGAAGAAAUUAAGCAGUUUUUUGGAGCAUACAAAGACAAAUAUGCUAAUCUCACAGAGGAGCUGAAUAUCAUGUGUAAAUUUGAGAAUUCAGCCGACAAACAAUGGAUCAACACCAGGGUUGAACAGAUUAAACAGUAUCACGAGCUUCACCUAGCUGUGGACUCUGCUGUAGUUAUCAUGAAAGUCAAGGAGACACUCGGCCUUCAAGGAGACUUCAGAGUUUUGGAAACACUUAUGAAUGUUAUUCACGCAGACUUUCAGAAGGAGCCAAUUAGUCGAAUCGACAGUGACUUAAUGCAGGCAAAGAUGGUUCUGGUUGACAUCACAGAAUCACGCAGACGGUGUCUAAAAGAACUAGGACUCAGAGGACACUUUGUAAGAUGGGUGAAGGAUGCCCUUGAGGAUAUCAAUGAGCUGAAGGUUUUUGUGGACUUGGCUUCCAUUUCUGCUGGGGAAAAUGACAUGGAUGUGGAUCGGGUUGCUUGCUUCCAUGAUGCAGUCCUCGGCUAUGCUUCCGUUCUUUAUGAACUCAAACCAGACUCUGGCUUUCGUGCCUUUAAGGAAGUGCUCAACAAGCUCUGGAAAGCUUUGGAAAAUGACAACAAUCUCCCUAAAAAACUGUGUGACAGUGCACGUCAUCUGGAAUGGCUGAAAACUGUAAAGGAUAGCCAUGGAUCUGUAGAGCUUUCGUCUCUCUCAUUAGCAUCAACUAUUAACAACAAGGGAAUCUACCUCAUCAAUGCGCAAAAUGUAAAGCAGUUGACACUUAAUAGUGCCAUGAAGCUUCAGAUUCCAGAGGAGCAUGAUGAUGGUCUGCACAUGCGCAGCUACUCUCUUGAAGACCUGAGGGAGCUGCAGAACAAACUAAUGCUCAUGUCUGGAAAAGGGGAUCAAGGGCAGAAUGAAGUUGAUCAUUUUGUAGAGGUUUUUGCCAGCAUUCAAAGACUAACUGAGGCUUUCAUUGCACUUUACUCUGCUGGAAAUCCUCUGUUCAGACACUGGGAAGUGCAAAUAAAUUGCUCCUCAAGUAGCUAUGAACCCAGCAUUGUUAUGGACUUUAAUUUGGACAAUUUUCUCAGUGUCGUUGUAGAGGGCAGCAUAGAGGAGCAGCUCCCUGAACUUUGCAGAAAAAUGGAGAAAUGCCUGGACUACUGGAUGAAUUAUGUAGACAAACAGAGAUCCUAUCAUUAUUUUUUGAACUACUACACCGCUGAGCAGAUUGUUUACCUAUGUAGCAAGCUGGUUCAGCAAAAUGUGAUUAGUGUAGAAGAGCAGGUUCUCAUGAUGCUCUCAUUUAUUAAACCAAAUUGCACUUCACAAGAUUUAAGACAAGUGUGGCACACACUUCAGUAUGAAAACCUCACUAAACCUCAAGAGCAAAAUGAAGACCUUGAGUUUCAGACUUUUGUUAUGGUGUCGAGAAGCAUGUUAGAAGAACCAGACAUGACUGGGGAAUUGGAUUGUUUGCAAAGUCUUGUGGAAAAAGCAAAAGGUUUAAAAGCAUUUGACCAGAUAUGGAAUGCUUACAUGAAAGACAUGAGGAGUUUCCUCCCAAACAUCCUUGAUAUGAAAACCCUUGGCCGACUUUUGGAAAAACUGUCUAACUUUGUUGACAAGAAUGACGAGGAUGACAGUGAAGAAGACAUUUCUGAUGAUAACUCUGAAAAUUUUCUAAGAAGGCAGCUCCCUAAAGGUCUGGACGUUGGAAAGCCAAAUCUCAUUGUUUGUCCACAUGAUGAUGUUUUGACAUCUUGCAUCUCCGUUUACAUGAGCAGCAUGGAUGAGGCUCUUCCCACCUAUGAUGAGGUUCUUAUGUGCAGUCCUUCAACUCCAUAUGAACAAGUAGAGCUUUUCCUCAGACGCUGCCUUAGCACAGGCUACAUGGGUCAGAAAAUAUACUGUCUGUUGUAUGGAGAUCUUCUCACAUAUGAUGUGAGCUCUAAAGUUGAGAACUUUUUUCAGUGGAUGAAAAUGCAGAGCAGGAAAGACUACAGGCUUGUUGUCAUUUGCAGCUCAGAAAGAGAGCAUGCCUACCUUCCAUCUGCUUUCAGCCAGUACAGGUUGCAUAUGAUACCUCAAGAGCCAUUAUCCAGAAUUCAGAGAUACCUCCAGAAACACUACAUUGUCCCUGAAGAUCAAUGCAGUGCUGCAGCUGCGUUUAAAGACAGACUCUGUGUUGGUGUUGUCUCAUCCAAAAGAGCUGGUGUUGGUAAAUCUCUGUACAUCAAGAGGCUUUAUGAGAAACUAAAACACUCUACUAAAAAGCAAUCCGUAAUGAAAUGCAUCCGCUUGAUUGAGCCUAACAUUGAUGAGACUGUCAUCCUUCAGUCUCUGUUGGACACUCCUAAAAGGAAAGAACUUGUUGUCUUCCACUUUGACAUCACGUCAUCGGUUCAGAAAGGUCUUCAUGAGUUCCUUUUCAAAUUGUUGAUUUUGCGCUAUUUGAUGGACUCUGAGGGAAAGAUGUGGAGGUGUAAUACCAAACAGCUUUAUGUCAUGGAAAUUUUAGAGCCCACUGUCAAGUCGACCAGAAAUGCCACUCGUGAGGCUAAAAUGUUGAACAACACUAUCAUAGAUGUGUUUCCAAAUAUAUUUUGCCGACCACCAAAAGAUGUGCUUAUGCUUGAGAUGAGAAAGCAAGAGGAUCCAACUAUUGUGAGCAGUGAUGACCCACUAAUGGAUGACAAAGAGUUCAGGAGUGAAGCCUUUCAGCGACCAUACCAAUACCUCAAGCGAUUUCAUAACCAUGCUGAUCUAGAUGUUAUUACCUUUCAAGGUGUUGAGGGAUCACAUGUAGAGUGUCUGCAGAUGCUUCUCAUGUACUGUGGCAUAAUGGAUCCAUCCUGGGCAGAACUUCGAAAUUUCACCUGGUUUCUCAACCUUCAGCUAAAAGAUUGUGAGACGUCAGUUUUUUGUGAUGCCACUUUCACUGGAGAUACACUAAGUGGGUUCAAAACCUUUGUUGUGGACUUCAUGAUACUGAUGGCAAAGGACUUUGCCACUCCAUCACUCAACAUCUCUGAUGAGAGCCCUGGCAGAUUGCAAGUUAAUCUGACAGGGGUCCGAGAUGAAGAUCUGGCCCCUUUUCUCAUCAGAAAAAGAUGGGAAACUGAACCACAUCCAUACAUUUUCUUUAAUGAUGACCAUGUGUCCAUGACCUUUAUUGGUUUUCAUCUUCAGCUCAAUGAACAGAACUAUGUUGAUGCUAUUGAGCCUACUUCCGGAAGGGUGAUCAAAAAGAAUGUCAUGACAAGAGCACUGUAUGAAGGCCUGCAGCUUCAGAGAGUCCCUUUUAAUGUCAACUUUGAUAGCCUUCCAAGAUAUGAGAAAAUAGAACGAAUCUGCAGAGUUCUUGGUAUCCAGUGGCCUCUUGAUCCUGAUGAAACAUAUGAACUAACAACUGAUAAUAUAUUGAAGAUGCUAGCAAUCCACAUGCGGUUCAGAUGUGGCAUUCCCGUCAUUAUCAUGGGGGAAACAGGGUGUGGUAAAACAAGGCUCAUCAAAUUCCUAUGCGAACUGCAAAGGAGUGGAGUAGCAACUGAAAACAUGAAACUGGUGAAGGUGCAUGGAGGGACAACUUCUGAGAUGAUCUAUGCUAAAGUCAGAGAAGCAGAGAACAUUGCUGCUAUCAACAAGCAAGACUAUGGAUUUGACUCUGUUCUUUUCUUUGAUGAGGCCAAUACUACAGAGGCUAUCAGCAGUAUCAAGGAGGUCUUGUGUGACAAGACUGUGAAGGGAGAAAGUUUGACGCCGUUUUCAGGGUUGCAAAUUAUUGCUGCAUGCAACCCUUACCGAAAGCACACAGACGAGAUGAUUCAAAGGUUAGAAUCUGCAGGUCUGGGGUAUCGAGUUCGAUCUGAAGAGACUGAUGAAAAACUGGGGUCUAUCCCUCUUCGCCAACUUGUAUAUCGAGUUCAGGCAUUGCCACCAAGCAUGAUUCCUUUGGUGUGGGACUUUGGACAGUUAAAUGAUCACACAGAGAAAAUCUACAUCCAGCAGAUAGUACAAAGAGUGACUGAAAGGCAAGAAAUUGAUCAAACUUAUAUCAAGAACAUCACUGAUGUUCUUUCAGCUUCACAGAAGUACAUGCGGACAAGAAAUGAUGAAUGCAGCUUUGUCAGCCUGAGAGAUGUGGAACGCUGCAUGCAGGCUUUUGUUUGGUUUCAUGAUCAUCAUGAAAUUUUCUUUUCAGAGCUUCAGAAAUUUGAGAAUAAUCAAAAUGAUGAAGGAAAUGAAGGCCAUCAAAGACAACCUGAGAUCAAAGACCCUGUUCUUUGGUCUCUAGUUAUGGCCAUAGGAGUGUGCUACCAUGCCUGUCUUGAACAUAAAGACAAAUACAGAUCGAAAAUCAGCAAACAACUACCCUCACGAUACAACCCAUCAAAAGUAAUGCAAGAAAUUUCACUCAUGCAGGACUUACUUUUGAGUGGUGUCCCAAUGGGGGAAACAAUUGCAAAAAACAGUGCCCUUAAAGAGAAUGUCUUCAUGAUGGUUCUCUGCAUUGAGCUGAGAAUCCCACUCUUCCUUGUUGGGAAACCUGGGAGUUCAAAGUCUUUGUCUAAAACAUUAGUGGCAGAUGCAAUGCAGGGCCAAGCUGCACAUUCUGACCUGUAUAAAAAGCUCAAACAGAUCCAUUUAGUGUCCUUCCAGUGUAGCCCUCAUUCAACCCCAGAAGGCAUUAUCAAUACAUUCAAGCAAUGCGGACGAUUUCAGGAAGGAAAAAACCUGAAUGAGUACAUUUCAGUUGUGGUUCUUGAUGAGAUUGGACUAGCUGAGGACUCACCAAAGAUGCCUCUGAAAACUCUUCACCCAUUGCUAGAGGAGGGAUGCAUUGAUGAUGAACCCCUACCACACAAAAAGGUUGGGUUCAUUGGUAUCUCCAACUGGGCACUAGACCCUGCAAAGAUGAACAGAGGUAUUUUUGUUUCUCGUGGUGACCCUGAUGAGAAGGAACUCAUUGAGAGUGCUAAAGGCAUUUGCUCAUCUGAUGUAAUGGUUCUCGAGAAAGUCAGGGAUUUUUUCAAACCCUUUGCAAGAUCCUACUUGAACAUCUGCCGCAAACAAGGCAAAGGAUUUUUUGGCUUACGUGACUAUUACAGCUUGAUUAAGAUGAUAUUUGCUGUUGCAAAGACCUCUCAACAGACCCCCACAGCAGAAGAGAUUGUAAAGGCUGUCUUGAGAAACUUCAGUGGUAAGGAUGAUGUUGAUGCUGUUUUUGUCUUUACUGAAAGACUGCAGAUUGCACCUAACUUGGAGAACAUCAGUGCUAUUGAGUUUGUGAAAGAAAACAUUCAAGCAGUUGGACAAGAAGAAGAGUGUCGUUACCUUCUUGUACUAACAAAAAACUAUGCAGCUUUACAGAUCCUCCAGCAAACCUUCUUUUUUGAAAGUGGUCAACCGGAAAUAAUCUUUGGAUCUAGUUUCCCAAAAGACCAAGAGUACACGCAGAUCUGUCGCAACAUCAACCGAGUAAAGAUAUGCAUGGAAACAGGUCAAACAGUUGUGCUUCUAAACUUACAGAACCUCUACGAAAGUCUCUAUGAUGCUCUCAACCAGUAUUAUGUAUGCUUGGGUGGGCAGAAAUAUGUGGACCUUGGACUGGGAACACAUCGUGUAAAGUGCAGAGUACACAAAGACUUCCGGCUGAUUGUCAUUGAGGAAAGAGAGGUGGUCUACAAACAAUUCCCAAUACCUCUGAUUAACAGGCUGGAGAAGCACUACCUUGACAUUCACACGGUUCUCAAAACCGAGCAGAAGAAGCUAGUGGAAGAACUGGAAAGAUGGGCAAAUCUUUUUGCAUCUCUCAGCAAUCAGCAUGCAACAGGAGCUCAGACAUACAAAUAUCAGCUCCCAGAUGUUUUCAUUGGCUACCACUCUGACACAUGUGCUUCUGUGGUUCUUGAAGUCAUUGAGGAGCAGAAGGACAAUAUGGAAAUCUCAGAUUCUCACAGGGGAUUGCUUGAUAAAGCUAAGCUCAUACUCCUUAAAUGUGCUACGCCAGACUCAGUGGUGCGGUUGGACUGCACAGGCCUGCCAAAAGUGGAGAGCAAACAUCUGGCCAAGGUGUACUUUGAGGAGCAAAAUAACAGCUCUUUAGCUGUUUACAUACUUGGCCACACAAAGCUGAAAUCCCAUUACUCCUCCUUUUUCACAGAGGUGACAACGUUCUCCAGACUUUUGACAGCGUUUGACAUGAAAUCUCUGGAGCAAUUUUUCCAUGACGUUGAGCUACUCUCACUUCAGCAGUUUGACACAGAGCACUCUUUCCUGAAGAAGAUCAGGAGCUUCCUCACAAAUGGAAAUGGAAAAAACACUGAACCAAACAACAAAGUCCUCAUCAUUCAGUGUGAUUUUGAUGAAGCAUCUCACAGUGCAAACCUAAUUGCAUCUGCAAAGUAUUCAUCAAUAAAUGAAAUUAACAAGAUAACACAGGAAAACACAGGAAGCAGAGUGUUUGUCUACUUUAUCACACGACUGCCAAGAGUGGAAGGAGGCACAUCUUACAUUGGCUUUCAUGGAGGACCCUGGAGGUCAGUUCAUAUUGAUGACCUCAGACGCUCAAAAGACAUUGUUUCAGAUAUCAAGACUUUGCAAAAUAUGACCAUUAGCCAGAUGUUUGAAACAAAGGCACCACUGCCUGAAGCCAUGGAAGUGGAUGACCUAUACACAGAGACCGAGGAAGAGAAGGCAGAAGAAAGUGGCUCAAAUAAUGUCAUUGACACCACAUUGUUGCUGCGGAGCUGUGUGCAGAGUGCAGUGAGCAUGCUGAGCGAUCAUGUGAAAAGUGGCUUCCGUAGCACUCGAAGAGUUGCAAUCCUUUUGACUCUCCUGAGUGACGACGAUGAAAUUAAAGGUGAAUUUCUGGAAAUGCUGAAGAAGCGUGUCCACUCAUUGUUAGUGAUUCAUGAUGGCAACACACUGUCAUCCAUCAAGAGCAACUGGGUCCUCAAAGAGGCAUCAAACAUUGAUGCAUUGCAAGAGGGCGGCACAUUCAGGCACACCUUAUGGAAGCGUGUCCAGGCUGUGAUUGUCCCCCUCUUGGCACAGCUAGUUUCAGUCAUUGACCGUGAUCAAAACAUGGACCUUCUGCUGGAUACAAACUGCUGCCAUUCUGUGAAGAGGCUGUGGUUGGAUAUAUUUAGCAAUGAAAAACUGCUGGAAAUUUCUCACCUGACAAUGGACCACAGCUUUGAAACAAGAACCAUCCUUGUACAGAACUACAUUGCUCAGGAUGAAAACAUGGGCUGCAGCCUGCCCUUCAGUUGGAGAAUUAAGGAUUACCUGGAGGAGCUCUGUGUUCAUGCACUGCAGAAUGAAGGGCACACUCAACAAGAGUUUGUUGAAUUCUUUUGGAAAACACCGCUGGGACGCUACAUAGAAAAAGAAAAUUCAGAGAUGCAGAUGGAGUUUUAUCAACGCUACCUUCAAGAUUUCAUCUCUAUGUCCAUGAACAUCACUUGUCGAGAAGAGCUGCAGCUCCUCUGUAGUGCCUUAAACUGUUGUGUCACUGAGCUGCGGCUGCAGCUAAAUGACACUAAAACAGUACCAGCUCUUCCAUGGGUCCAUGCAGCUUAUCGGAAUUUCAAGAACCGGCUGCAGAACCUCUUGAGAAUGAUGCGUAUUGAACCCCAAGUGACUAAAAACCUCCUGGGAAAUCCACAUGCCAGAGACAAUGUUGAAUUUGUGCUCGAUGUGUAUGCUGCGUUUGCAUGUUUGGAGCAUUUGGAGCCCCGAGUUUUGGACACUGAUGCUCAAAGACAAGCCUGGCUCAGGCAGGUGAAAAAACUCCAGGUUCCCAUUGAGUUGAUCUGUUCAGAGGACAGUGUGAGACAUUAUGGAGAGAGGAGCAAGACGUUUGUCAGCAAAGUCGAAUCUGGAUGGAAUCGGAUAUUUUCUCUCUCUCUGUUUGUGGAGCACAUGUUGUUGGGAAUCGAGAAGUUGGACAAGAAGCUGUCACCUUUAGUUUUGGAGAAUACGCGACGACUUGGCCAGAUACUUGAAAAAAAUUCUGACCUGAAAAGUCAGCAGAUAUUUGAGGCAGUAAUUGGUCUGUUGAAAGCCUGCAAAGAUGGAGCUGUGGAUCGCAUUUUCAAGUUUGGUCAUGUACUGUGUCCGGUCUGCAUGGGAGACCCUCAUGAUCCGCUCUGCUUGCCCUGUGAACACAUCUAUUGUGAAGCCUGCAUCAAACAGUGGCUGAUUCCAGGUCAGAUGUACUGUCCACUCUGCAUGCAGGAAGUUAACAAUGGCUUUCCCUUGGUUCCAUCAGAUGAUAUCAGGGUUCUUGUUGGCCAACAUGCUCAGUUUAGGAAGCAAUGCAACGCUUUCUUCAUUGACCUGGUGUCUACGAUGUGCUUCAAAGAUAACUCUCCACCAUCUUCAGAUGUCAUUCUAAUUCUGCUGUCCUUCCUCAUGGUGGAAGCCAACACUGUUCCCAUUCUCAAAGUUAAACAGCAAAUGCUGACAAAGGUGCUCUCUCCAUUUGACGAUUCUAUUGAUAAAAAUCCAGUGAUUCGCUCAGUAGUCCUGAAACUCCUGCUGAAGUACAGCUUUGAUGAUGUUAAAGAAUAUCUGCAGCAGCAUCUGGUGUCAGUUGAGCAGAACAACAUUUUGGAUGAAACAGACAAAACUGAACUCUACUGCAUGUACAUCAACUGUCUGGAGGAUUCAAUGUUUGAGAGGUUGCAGUUCCGGUCUGUUGCAGAUCAGCAGGUAUUUUUGCAGGAGGAAAGUGCCUUCCUGACUGAUUUCCUACGAUUACGCAGUCAGUGUGCUGAAAAGCCAACUGUGGAGUACCUGCAGCAGUUGGCCAGAGUACGAAUGGACCUGGAUAUGACUGCUAACCUGAUCAUGGAAAAUCUGAGAGCCAGAGGGUCUCCAGAAGGUGGUCAAAGUAGAUCCACAGCCUUCCUGGACUGCGUGGUCAACCUGUGUAGGAAGAGUGGCAAUGACUGGUAUCGCGUUUAUUUGAUCCGCAAAAUCUGCAGCCAACAUGGAGUGGAGUAUGUCAUGAAACUUCUCAAACGGGAUCAAAUACGGUGGCUCUUCCCUGAAGAAAUUCAGCAAAAGAAUGAGGAAACCUCCCCAAUAGAUCAAUAUCUUGUGUGUGGGGAAGAUUACAAAACAAUCAGAGAGGCUGUUGCAAAGAUAGUUAUGGAAGGCAAAGUGGAAAACCUGGAUGAAGUCUGUGAGGGAUGCAGAUGCCUGCCACAGCAGAGAACAGUUUACCUUCUGUUGGCAUUCUACAGAGAAAUCACCACUCUGUAUGGACAAGCCAAUGAGAGCUUCCAUCCCAAACCAGAACAACUUGAAGCCCUGAUAACCUACAUCCAGUCAUCCAAAGUCCUUGCCAGUGCACAGAUGAAGGCCUUCGCUCAGGCUCUAGUGACCAACCGCUUGGAGUCGUUGGCUGUUCGCCCGGGGGUCUCCGGGGCCCAAAGUGUGGCUAGGGAAUUACUCGUUCACUUAGCUGCUGUCCUGCUCUGUGGAAACCAGGGGAUCUUAUCUCCCCUCCAGCAGCUGGCGUUGGCACCUGCCAACAUGCAGGCGUCGUUCUUGCCCACUAUGCCUGAAGAUAUGGUAGCUGUGGCUCAACAAGCUAUGGGUCAGCUGCAGUGGUACAGUUGUCCAAAUGGACACCCCUGCACAAUUGGCGAGUGUGGCCAGCCCAUGCAAACAAGUCGUUGUGUGGACUGUGGUGCUGUAAUUGGAGGAAACGACCACAGACCUGUCCAGGGAUUUCAGAUUCUUGACCAUCAAGGUGACCGCACUCAGACGGGCCACGUCCUCGGUGACCCGAGACGACGAGACAAUCCAGACAUGUUGGACACAAAGAGCAUUUCUCAAGUUCCUUUCACCAUUGUUCGCAUGCUCACUCACUUAGCAAUGCUGCUCGGUGCCUGCAACCACCCACAGUUUAUGUCUGCAAUCAUCAAGCCUCCAGUUCCUGACCCUGUUGCAUUUCUUCUUGCGCACUUGCGAAAAGAUCUUGAACAUCUUAUCAGGUCUCUUGGUAAGGGGACUGAUGACACAAUCAGCACAAUGCACAUGUUAAUCAGCAGUCUACUGAAACCCGACCAGCAGCAGAAAUGGCCUGUUCCUUAUGACAAUCUGCUCUCCACCAAAGACAGUAGAAAUGGAUGGGAGGUGGAAAUGAGCAAUGCCAUCAUUACACCUCAGCUUAAGAACUUGGAUAGACAGCUAAAAGAAGUGAACGCAUUUAUCCGAGCUGACACUCGCAUCUCUGCCAACCCGAUCAUGAAGCUUGUGUUUGGUGAACCUAGUCUCUUCUUGAAUUCACUUCCUCCAAAUUCUCUGAUCCAUUGUUCUGCUGUGUGGAGCUGCAGGGAGAAGGUGUCCCUGCUGAGCCUCACGCACAUCGUAGAGCAGAAUGAUGGCAAAGAUACUGUUCCUGUGCUGUGGAGAUUUCUGCACAAGGAAGCAGAGGUCCGAUUGGUGAGACACCUUCCUGACAUCCUCACACUCCAGAAGGAUCUGGUCAAGAAGUUUCAGAACAUCACUGAGCUGACUUAUGACACCAUCGAUGAUUUUCUUCAGAGUCACAAAUCAGUUUCACUCAAAGCCUGGUACGAGAGACACGUCCGAACCUUCCUGACCACUUGGAAUCAUCUCAGAGUGUCUCUGGAAACCAACGGUGAGAUUAAGAUUCCAGCCGAGUUCUGCCAGAAGGACCUGGACGUCAACAGUGACUUUAAGGUGCUGUUGCCACAGAGACAAGGCGCGGGCCUGUGCUCCACGGCUCUCGUCAGCUACCUCAUAGCUCUGCACAAUGACCUCAUCUACUGCGUGGACAAGCACACGGGGGAAGAAACCAGCUAUAAAGUGAGCCCUGCAGAUCUCACUGAUCUGCAUGUGAUCCGUUACGAGUUAGAGCGGGACAUGAUGCCCCUGGUUCUGUCCAACACCCAGUACAGCAUCGAGAGGGGCCAGGAGACCCUUCAUGAAUAUGAUCUGCCCAAGAUCCAGCAGCAGAUCAUUUCCCGUUUCCUGCUGGGCAAACCUCUCAUCACCCUCAAUGGCAUUCCUACACUUGUGAACAGACACGACCGCAACUAUGAGAUCAUCUUUAAAGAUGUGAAGGGAAAAGUCAAACAAGAGCCCCUCCAGUCUCUCACCCUGUUUUCUGUGGCUGGAGAGCUGCACUCCUACAGCGAGGUGUGUGAGGCUUUGUCCACUCUGGAGAUGGCACUCGGCUUCCUCGCCAUGUCUGGGGGGGAGCCUCACAUGCAGCUGUCCACCUACCUGGAGGAGGUGCUGCAGAUGGGAAACCAGAUGGCUCAGCAUAUCGUCAAGGCCUUUAGCAUGUGUUGUCUGAAGCACUGUGUGGCUUUAUGGCAGCUGCUGGCAUCACUCAAAUCAGAAAAUAUGCUGCGGAUCAAAAAAGAUCCAUUUGAGGGAGUUUCAAAGAAGUACAAAGAGACCCUGGGUGAGAAAGAGCAGAGGCUCCUGACUGGUUUCUUCUCUAAGAGCAGCACUGACUCCUUCCUGUUGGAGAUGCACGAGUUCCUGGUGCUGGUCCUGAAAAAGCCCAACGCUCCAGAGACCUUCAAGCCUGACUGGGGCUUGAAAGUCACUCUGCUGUCUUACCUGGAGCGUAAAGACAUGGACGUACCCCCUGAAGUGGAGGAACUCUUCCCAGAGGAGAUCUGCCUCUCCCAUUACAUCGAAGCCUGGAAGUUUAUCGUCACCUUUAAGCAGGAGCGUUCUCAGAGACAAUGAAGAAAACGUUUCAUUACUGCCUUCAUUUGAUUUGAUUUAAUACAUUCAGUUUACAUUUACAUUCUGUGAUGACAGUAUUGACAAAUGAUGUCUUUGCACAUGUUUAUAAAGAAAAAUGUGCCUUUUUUAAGAGCACUGUUUAGUGCCAAAAUCACACAUAUGGUUCUUUACUGUGAAGAUGUGAGGAUUAGGUAGAGUUUAAGUCUUUUUGCUUGUUCUAAACUUUUUUAUUUUCAGUGUAAAAUAAAGAAAAUGCGUGUGUGUGUGUAUAAUGUAGAAAAUUAUGUGAUUCACUCAGGUAUCUGAAGGGUAAAUCAAGGUAUAUAAACAAAAAUAAAUCAAAAUGCUAAAAAAGUUAACAGAAUAAUGUCUUACAAAGCUAAUAGAAUAAUUUUUCAGCUGUUGAGUUUUUUUUUAAAUCGUUCAGUUUUUUGAAAUCUGUGUCAUGUCCAUAUGUAAUAAUUGAACUUGCCUUUAUGCCAUUUUCACUUUUGCUGUUCUGCAUUCCAACAUUUUUCUUUUUUUUUUUCAACGUUUCCUUAUGAUGAAAAUUGAUAAAAUGCAUUUUGUGUCAUUAUGUUUUUCAAGUUGGCAACAAAAAUGAAGCAUCUUCCUCCUCA